Molecule: messenger RNA, 1528 nt
Organism: Microdochium trichocladiopsis
Lineage: Eukaryota; Fungi; Ascomycota; Sordariomycetes; Xylariales; Microdochiaceae
Product: microsomal epoxide hydrolase
Exons: 1
Coding region: 125-1396 (423 amino acids)
Biological process (GO): epoxide metabolic process
Molecular function (GO): epoxide hydrolase activity
Source: RefSeq, a predicted model, not a curated record
UGGUGAUAACUGGUUCUGGUACGGUUACUGAGCAAAACUCUAACCCGUGCAAGAGUCAUGAGAGAAGGCGUGGUACGACUGAACAUUCUCUCAUCACCAGGAAACAACCAGCAGGGACGCAAAUAUGCCUCCCCUUGUGCAGACCGAAGUGCGGCCGUACCAGAUUGCCGUCGAGGACGAGAAGCUGACGGACCUGCGGGACCGGCUGUGCCGGGCGGCGCUGCCCGACGAGCUCGACGGCGCCGGGUGGGACCUCGGCGCUCCGCUCCCGGACGUGAGCCAGAUUCUCACCUACUGGCGCGACACGUAUGACUGGCGUGCCGCCGAGGCCAGGCUCAAUCGCGAGUUCCCGCAAUUCGUCACCAGCGUCGCCGUCGACGGCUUCGACCCCAUCGAUAUCCAUUUUGUCCACCAACGCUGCACCGCCGCCCCCGAACAGGCCAUUCCCUUGGUCUUCGUCCACGGCUGGCCGGGCAGCUUCUACGAGGGCACCAAGAUCGUGCACCCGCUCAGCGAGGGUGGGCCUGGCGACGACGUUCCCGGCUUCCACGUCGUCGUGCCGUCCCUGCCAAACUUUGGCUUCUCCCAAGGACCCAACAAGCUGGGGUUCUCCAUCCAGCAUCAUGCCGAGGCGCUGCACAAGCUCAUGCUGCGCCUUGGAUAUACCGAGUACGCAACCCAGGGCGGCGACUGGGGCUGGUUCAUCACCCGGGCCAUGGCCGUCAGAUAUCCUUCUCACGUCAGGGCCUCGCACUACAAUAUGGACCAAGGCUCUCCUCCGUCCUUCACUGCACACCCGCGGCUGGCCAUCGAGCACGCACUGACCCCUUACUCGGCCGACGAGAAGCGCGGCUUCGCUCGCACGCAGUGGUUCGGCGCGCACGGGUCCGGCUACUACAAGAUACAGAGCACCAAACCGCAGACGAUGGGCUACGCGCUGCGCGACAGCCCCGUGGCUCUGCUCGCCUGGGUGUACGAGAAACUGCACGACUGGACGGACGCAUAUCCCUGGACGCACGACGAAAUCUGCACCUGGAUCAGCAUAUACUGGUUCAGCACCGCGGGCCCGCAGGCCAGCGUGCGGCGGUACUACGAGUUCCGACAGAACAGCGCACCCAAGGCCGGUGCGGAAAGGAGGACUUUUUCGCACAAGGAGCUCGCCAAGCCGCUCAAGGACAACAGGGUCAAGAUUGGCCUGUCGCAUUUCCCGAGGGACCUGUGUGUCUUGCCAAGCUCGUGGACGAGGACGCAGGGUGAUGUCGUGUAUGAAAAGAGGCAUCCCAGUGGUGGUCACUUCCCGGCCUGGGAACGACCUGAAGCAAUCGUGGCGGAUCUGAGAGCCAUGUUUCGCAAAGGCGGUGGUGCGACCAAGGGUUUCAGGAAUACCAAGCUAUAAUCAGGUCUGGAAAUGGGUUCAUAUUUUCGAAAAUGAUUGUGUGGUUGGCUUGCAUGAUCUCACGUUUCACUUGUGAGGAUCGCUACGGCUCUGUUUAUUGUGAUGACGAUAACCUGUGCUGCGCACCAAGAG